AUGCGGGCGCUGCACGGCGCGGCCCUGGCGCUGCUGCGGGCGCUGCACGGCGCGGUCCGGGGGCUGCACGGCGCGGCCCUGGCGGUGCUGCUCUGGCGGGGCUCGGCUCCUGCCCGCCCCGCCGCCUCCGAGGUGCUGAGCCAGCACCUGCGGCAGCGCCGCCUGCCCCACUGGACCUCGUUCUGCGUCAAGUACAGCGCGGUGCGCAACGACCAGUUCGGCCUCUCGCACUUCAACUGGCCCGUGGACGGCGCCAACUACCUGGUGCUGCGCACCGGCUGCUUCCCCUUCAUCAAGUACCACUGCUCCCGCGCCGCGCCGCAGGACCUGGCGCUGCAGGACGCCUUCUUCACCGCCCUCAAGGUGCUCAACGCCGGCAUCCCCACUUUGCUGUAUGGAAUUGGCUCCUGGUUCUUUGCCCGUGUCACAGAGACUGUUCACACCAGCCAGGGCCCAGUCACUGUUUAUUUUCUGAAUAAAGAAGAUGAAGGAGCCAUGUACUGAGCUGAAUGCCUGUCCUCUGGUGGGUUCUGUGCUGCAAACUCCUGCUGCCUUUCACUAAAAACACCUAAACUUGGUUUUUCCACUGUGUUCUCAUCUCAGUGUGCUGUUGCAGGAAGUUUUGGUGGUGAGAGAUUUAUUUUUGCAGAGCUCUGUGAAGUUGAAGAAUUAGAAUUUCUGAGGGUAUGGCUGGGAGUCAGGGACUGGUGCUGCUGGACAAACCUGAGAUCAUUUAAAGAGAUGCAUUUAUCAGCUUAGAGAACUGAAUUGUAGCCUGUGGGCAAGGAAACAUUUCAGAAUGUCCCUGAAAAGAUAAAGCUGCUCAGGUGUAGAGCCUGCCUACAUAUUUCAUCAUGAAUUAAUUGCCACAGCUCUAACUGUGAAUGAAUCUGUGGCACUGAGCCUUUGGGGAAGAAAAUCCCACCCUAAAAGAAGUGCAAAAUGGCUGUAUGGCAUUUCUGGAAAUGAUAUUUAAAUAAAAUAUCCAAAAUAUA
Messenger RNA from Catharus ustulatus (Swainson's thrush), 995 nucleotides. RefSeq names its product chromosome 12 C15orf61 homolog (gene C12H15orf61). The transcript is spliced from 2 exons. The record is from RefSeq and is a predicted model, not a curated record. Lineage: Eukaryota; Metazoa; Chordata; Aves; Passeriformes; Turdidae. Bases 1 to 504 code for a protein of 167 amino acids.